Phycodurus eques (leafy seadragon) is the source of this 8243-nucleotide messenger RNA. Its product is annotated as transcription factor MafG. The record is from RefSeq and is a predicted model, not a curated record. The coding region runs from base 319 to 852 and encodes 177 amino acids. Gene Ontology annotation, molecular function: RNA polymerase II cis-regulatory region sequence-specific DNA binding; DNA-binding transcription factor activity, RNA polymerase II-specific. The transcript is spliced from 4 exons. Gene Ontology annotation, biological process: regulation of transcription by RNA polymerase II; regulation of epidermal cell differentiation. Gene Ontology annotation, cellular component: nucleus. NCBI's taxonomy places the organism in Eukaryota, Metazoa, Chordata, Actinopteri, Syngnathiformes, Syngnathidae.
GAACAGUCACAAAGCGAAGCCAGGCAAUUAGAGCCCGAAGUCUGGAAUGCAUCAGUGACAUCAGCAGAUGCUGGAUUUCAUCGCUGGUGAUGCUCUGCCAGGCCUCUACUGCAACUGCUGUCAGAACCUGCUUGUUCUUGGGGGAUUUUCCAUUCAGUUGUGUCUUCAGCGAGUGAAAUGCAUGCUCAUUUGGAUUCGGGUCAGGUGAUUCCCUUGGCCGUUGCCUAACAUUCCACUUCUUCGGCUUACAAAACUCUGGUCAUUAUCCAGCUAUACUGUGAAGCGCCGUCCGAUGACUUCUCAAGCCUUUGGCUGAAUAUGAGCAGACGAGCCAGCAGCACAGGUGGACGUGAUUCUCGGGGCAUGACGACUCCAAACAAGGGAAACAAGGCCUUAAAGGUGAAGCGGGAGCCGGGAGAAAAUGGCACCAGCCUGACUGACGACGAGCUGGUGAGCAUGUCGGUGCGCGAGCUGAACCAGCACCUACGCGGCCUGACCAAGGAGGAGAUCCUGCAGCUGAAGCAGCGGCGGCGCACGCUAAAGAACCGGGGCUACGCCGCCAGCUGCCGGGUGAAGCGUGUCACUCAGAAGGAGGAGCUGGAGAAGCAGAAGGCUCAGCUGCAGCAGGAAGUGGACAAGCUGGCCACGGAGAACGCCAGCAUGAAGGUAGAGCUGGACGCGCUGCGCUCCAAGUACGAGGCGCUGCAGAGCUUCGCCAGGACUGUGGCGCGCAAUCCUGUCGCCUCGGCCCGCGGGCCCGUGGCCUCGGUCAUCGGGCCCUUCAUCCCCGGUAAAGUGGCCGCCACCAGCGUCAUCACCAUCGUCAAAUCCAAAACGGAGGCUAGGUCGUAGUAGCGGAAAGACCCAAAAAUAGUCAGUGCAUUGUAACACGGCAUUCCAAUGGCAAUAUUGUUUUUCGACAACUGGUGCAGCUAUCGUUGUUUGCGAAGACCUGAUCGCUCUUUUUGUCUCUCAACACUUCACAGCCAGUACAAUCCUAUCCUGAUCAUGGUGAAAGGUUGAUUUACAUCUAGACAUGAAGCAUUCAAAGCCCUGCGAUUGUUAUCAUGCACUGACUGACUCGAGUAGAUUAAGAGAGACAUAUUAUGCAUUUCUUUUCACAAUUUCAAACAUUUCCCAGGUGUCUUAAUAACAUGUCUGUGACAUGCUUUAGUCGAAAUACCCCAAGGAUCAAGAAUCGUAGCACACUUUACACUGCACACACUAUUUCCGAAAAUAGCCUGUUGUGAGGGGGGGGAGACUGUAAACCCGGCCCCAUUUACUGCUGGACCAAUGGCAAGUCCGAAAGGGGGUGGAGGUAGGGCGUUGCGACUAAGUGAGCAACUUGUGCUUGCCCAAGAUGAGAGCCCAGAGUGUGAGGAACUCAUAAAGACAACGAAGCAUUUACACUCAUCCGCUUAUCAAUUCGUGUGCGGAUCCGACUGACCAAUCGAGUAGGUGCCGCUUAUCGGAGGCUUACUCAAUCAAGUUCGGAAACCCGUGGAUGCGUAGGUGGUUAUGUAAAUUAUCCGCUAUUACAUAACUGGGGUGGAAAUUUAGAACAGCUUGCUCAGAGACACAUUUUCCGAAAUAGGCAGUUAACAAAAACACACUCGGUUAAAUUGUACCUUUUGAUGGAUGGGGUAAGCACUCUCUUUGUAUACAAUCAAAAAGUCAAUUUUCCGUAAUAUGUACGUUCCCUUUUAAAGAAACAACUAAAAAAUCACAAGCAUGAAUUAUCGCACCUCAAAUUUUAGCAUUCUUUUCCGCUCCUCGCCCUGCGACAGCAUUUCACAGAACUUGUCAUGGCCGAUACGACCGGUAGAUGCAAUAAUACGUGUAUGCACUGAAAAUACAAAGAAAAAAAAGAGGGGGGAAAAAUAUGAGAGGCAACCUUUGAAUGUUCUUAACGUUUAAUCUACUAGGAGAAUAUAUGGUGGAGUUUUGGUUGUUUUUGUUCACACGGCCAUCAGAUGUUUUUUUUUUUUUUAAAACAAAACAGAAAUCUCACACAAGCUUUACUGUUUUAAUAGUUGUGUCAUUAUUUUGUCUUAAUGUGACUUACAGCACGGGUGGGGGAACCUAAAACCCCCAAAACACCAAAAGCAUUGAACCCAUGAAUCAUUAGCCUAAUAGCUUGGUUGCCUAAGUCGGAAAAACAAAAAAGCACGACAAAUUCAACAGAGUCUCCUCGAUUUAACAUUUGUGGAUUCCCGUGACCUGGGUGACUGAGAAUCUACACAUCCAUAAAGAAAAAACACUAUUUUUAGCAAGUGUAUUAGUGUUUUUGUAUUGAUAUUGUGACAUUAAGUUAAAAAAGUAAAAAAACAAAACAAAACAAAAAAACAAGCAAUUAUGGUAUUAGGUUAACAAAAUGCUGUUAAUGUAUAAUAAUAGCUUUUGGAAGCUCCCCCACUGUCUUAAUGUGUUUUUUUUAUUACCAGGUAAAAUACCUUAUGUUGUUUAUAGAAAUACAAGGUGGGGGGAAAAAAUAAUGCGUAGGAGAAAAAAAAUCUGUGACUUGACUUUUUUCAUUUUCUUUUGCAAUCGUACCAAAAGUGGCUUACUAUUGAAGUCUGAUAGCUUUGUUUUCUAGUGACUCUAGGCGCGUACUGUGAGGUAGCGCGUGACGUGACGUGUUCUUUAAGUGACAAGUUUUUGGCAGUGUCGUUCACUGUAUAGAUGUCAAUGCCGUGCUAUUUUUGAAGCCAGUCUGUAGAGCUAAACUUAGGUGGUGUAAACAAGGUCAGCUUGUCGUCGUGGCAUCUGUGCUAUCCUCCUCUUGCUUCUUCUUCUUCUUCUUCUUCCUCCUCCUCUGUGGUGUUUAGUUCCAAAGCCGGGUCAUGAUUUUUGCUCCCAGAAGUUCAGAGCGAUGCUUCUGUUUGUCGCUGUCCAAUGAAAAAUGUAUGGGAUUUAAAAAAAAAAAAAAAAAAGAAAAGAUAAUUACUUCUGAACACAAUCAAGUUUAGCCAAAUGCCAAUCCCGCUUUUCACCGGACAGCACAGAUUAAGGGCACCUAUUGUUUUCUUUUUGAAUAACCGCACUUCUUGAUUGGAGACUUACUACUAUUCCGGACUCGGGUUGCAAAGGGACGGACGAUUUCCGUAUCAGUUCUGGAACUUUUCCAUGGGACUUAAUGCGACUGAAUUGGAAAGACCUAGAAAUAGUAGUUUUCACCUACAAGCAUAUUCAUUGAAAUAUGAAAUGACUAAAAUAUGCAAACUGUUUCCAACAUUGGCUCCAGUGUUACUUUGUGUCUGUAAUCCGCUAUUGAAAUAAAUUUGCUUUGCUUUGCUUUGCAAUGAUCAUAAGCACUGUAGAAAAUGGAUGGAUGGAUGGAUAGUCGCAAUCUUGCGAUAGAAAUAUAAUAAUAUACUACUUCUUCUAUUACACUCCUUUCUCCCAAAAAUGACCAGACUAAUCUGCAAUAUCAUAUUUUCUAACAAUAUUUUAGUCACAUUUACUAAACUACAAAUUUCAUUCCUCUCAAUAUCCAGCUUCCGAUUCACAGGAAGCCGCAUUAUUUAUGGUACUCAUCUGGCGUAUCCAAUAAAAGGUCUCGUAAUCAUAAUACAGAAUUUUUUUUUUCUUCUUCCGAAAAUGAUCUGAUUUUUAUGCAGUAUUUUACUUUCAACCAUGAUUUGAAAAAGCCCUGUCAGAGAUUCCUUUUAAUAUACAAUUUCCCCCAAAAUUGCAUAAUUUUUAAUUUCCUAAUUUGACCAUAGACCAUUAUACAACUUAUUGCUCCUAAAAAUGGCAUUAUUUUGCAAUAUCAAAUUUUCGACCAAUUUGUUUUGGGAAAAAAAAAAAAAAAAAAAGAUAUUGACUAACCCAGUGUUUCUCUAACUUUUUACACCAAGUACCACCUCAAAGAAAUACUUGCCACUCUAAGUACCACCAUCAUGACCAAAAUUAAAAUACGGUAGCAUAUCAAAAUGGUCAAAAACGAGGCAGAGGUUUUACAGUGAACCCUCGCUACUUCGCGGUUCGACUAUCGCGGAUUCACGACUUUGCGGAUUUUUUUUACAGUACAAUUCUGCAUGCUGUUUUUUACAGCGUGCAAACCCGCAUUGUAUUCUGCGUCCUGAUUGGCUACGGUACCGUCGGCCAAUUUGAAUCAAUCUCCUCCGUGCCAUGUCUCCUGUACAGCACAGAAUGCGUUCGGCUUGCUAAAUUGAAAUUAGUGUUCGAUUGCUAGCAGUGUGACUCUGAAGUGCCUCCUGUCUGCGAGUUUUCUCCCAGACAUAACCAACAAUGUCGACGAAACGUGCCAAAGGGCACCUGCGGUCGCACCCAAAAGGCAAAGGAAGGUGCUAACUAUCGAAGGUGGCACGUCUGCUUAUAAGAAUCUUCUCGCCCUGAAGAAUAAAAAGCGGCAACAACUACCUAUAACUAUGUUCUUCUCUCGGGAAAGACAGCGGAGCGGCGUCAGAGGAAGCGUGAAAUACGCGCGAGUCACAAUUAAUAAUUUCUUAUGUUUCCAACCUCAUACGUUGUUCAUUAAAAUUCUAUUCGUUAUUUCUACAAAAUUGGUGGUGGCAUUUUUAAUAAUAUUGUAAGCCACUGUAACGUAAUGCACAGUUUGAACAUUUAAUUCAGUCAUUCUUUUCUGUACCUCUAGAGGGAGCCGGGGUACCACACUAAUAACCACUGGACCCAACCUGCAAAUUUACAGUUUGGGAAACUUUCUGUAAUUUUGCAACCCUACUCCAGACACGUGAGGGGCCUACAUUAAGGAGCGAUAGACCUUCCGAAUAGCGUUUUAUUACGACACAACGAAGACUGUAGCCAGUCAAUUAAAAAAAGGGUGUAUAUAAACUUUUCAGGGUUUAUUUUAUUUUAUUUAUUUAUUUAUUCAUUCAUUCAGGGCUAACUGUUUGUGUGCACUACGCUUGUUUUGCUCAGGACAAAACAGAUCACGAUAAAGUAGAACACAGGAAAAUCUGGAGAGAAGCAACGAGGCAGCUCUUGUUCCCUAUUUUAUUGAGUAUUUAUUUUUCAUAAGAAUAAUCUUAUCAUAAAGGGCUCCAAUCCACAGCGUGACCACGUCUUUACAAUCGGUUCCUCUUAAUAAUUUGCACGCCUCGUCUCAUGCUGGUCAAGCGAGGUGUUGCUUGGCGUAUGUUGAGUGGGGAAACUAACAAUAACGAUACACACGUGUGUAUUGGAUGUAGCCCGCUGUUGUUGUUGAUGCGUCUGUAUUACUGUGGCUGUGUUGUGGAGUCUGCAUCUUUUGAUUUGUGUGUACGCGUGUGUGUCAAGUGUCUUCAAACUGUGUUCACAAUCUUCGCAAUCUUCUAUACAGACGUUGCCUCGCUUUAUCACUCUCACACAAACGUGUGUGUGUGUGUGUGUGUGUGUAUAUGUGUAUAUAUGUAGAGAUAAAUAUAUUGUGUAUGUAUACUCACCAGACACAACAUAAGGUACACCUGCACAAGCAAAACGAGCUGUAUGAUGGGAAAUAUCUAUAACAUAUUUGCAGCUACCACCUGGAGGAUGGAGUCGUAAUUAUGAUUGGAAUUGAUACAAAUUUACCGGUUCCGAUUCCUUUAUCGAUGCUGCUUAUCGACCCGAUAUGUGAUGAUUCUCUCAAAUAAGGGGGACAAGUUUAUUCUUGUAAUGUUACGGCUUUUGCCCGGUUAUUUGAUGGCUUUUCUUGAGCCAGUACCACCGCCUAACGUCCACAAAGGGAUAAAUCGGCAGUCUCCCCCAUCUUUCGGGAUUAUUCAACUGUGUAGGUGUACCUAAUGAAGCGACUGUGUGGGUGUACACAGGUGAACAGUAUGUAGCUACAGUAGGCGUUGAUAAUGUGGAGUGAGGGGGAGGGGGGGGAAAAAAAGUGACCCUUAAUCAGCAACUCAGUGGAAAUGUGUGAAUGGUGUAGUAAGUCAAUGUUGUUGGUGUGACCACAUUGUGGUGGUGUGUUGUCUUUUGGUGUGUCUUUUUAGUUUGCAUAAUUUGCUGUUAUUCACAUGGUUGCCGUAAGAUUUGGCAAGUGUACUAAAGUGACACCAAAGUCCAAAAGCUACCAAAACAUCAGUACUGUAGUGGCUUUUUGUUAUCAGUACAGUGAUGCCUUGACAUACAAGUUGAAUUUGUUGUCGUUGUGACCACAUAUCGUAUCUUAAAAACACUCUGUUUAAAUUAGUGGACGUGCAAUUAAUCUGUUACAGCCCGCCUUAAAAAAAAAAAUGUUAAAAAAUGUUUUUAACGUGUUCUUAAUAUUUAUAUAAAAAUUGAUUUUCAGGUCAAAUAAAAUAUUGACAAAAAAUAUGUAUUGCUAUAAUAACUUAAAAAUAUAUAAUUUAUGUGAAAAAGUACAAAAUAUAUAUAUAUAUAUAUAUUUUUUUUUUUAAAUUUUUUUUUUAUACAAUAUCUUUGUAAGGUCAUGGGGAAGGAAUUUUGCAGGAAGAAAAACAAUUGUAAUAUUAUGGGAAAAAAUGCUGAAAAACUAAUUUACCAAGAAAACGUUUCUGAAAUUCUAUAUUCCAAGAAAAAUGUUUUUAACUUUGAGGAAAACAAUUCUAUCGCUCUGAUAAAGGCAAGAAUUAUGUUUCAUGUGGAAAAUUUCAUUUUUUGUUGCUUUUUCCCCCCAUAAUGCUGCAUCAGCGCCACCAACUCAUUUUGUCCUUUCACUGCAGGCAAACCAAUGUGAAUUGAUGAUGUGAAAUUUGCUGGCGCUAUCUUGUGGUGGGGGCCUGAAGCGCACUUGUAUCUCAAAUGUUUGCUCCUAUUUCAAGACAAAAAAAGAAUCGGCCAAGCUUCGUAUCUCAAAACACCCGUAUCUCAAGGCACCACUGUAUUUGUAUUAUUUCAUGUCUCGGGGACUUUGAUAUGAAAGAGUAUUACGGACACAUUGGAGGGGAAAAAAAUUUUGAGGAAAAAAGGUCGUACAAAUUUUACUCCUAAAAUUACACCUUUAUCUUGUAUUACCACUUUAUUUCUGUGGUAUUACAAAUUCGAUUAUAUAAAAAAAAAAAAAAAAAAAAAAAACUUAAUUCUCAUAACAUUACAAAUUGGCCCCCUAAUAUUGCAACUCUAUCUCAUAAAUAUGACUUUUUAUUCAAAAAAUUCAACUUCAUUCUCAUGAUAUUAAGACUUAAUGAUGUUUUUUUUCCCCUCAAAAUACAACUUUCUUCAUUACAAUGCUCGUCUUUUGUUUUUUUGUUAGUUUUUUUUUUUUUGUUUCCCUUGUGCUCCUAUUCCUCUGGCAUACAGUAAAGUAGUUGUUGUCAAACGUUUUUACACCAAGUACCACCUGAAAAAAUGACUUGGGUCAAAGAACCGGUACCACCAUAAUGACAACAUGAAAAUACUCUACAGUCGUGUUGUAUACCCAAAACGGAUGUUUUAUUCCUCAUAAAAAGUACAUUUAAUAUUAUUGUAAGCCACUGUAACCUUAUGCACAGGUUGAACAUUAACACUGCACUUGAAUAUAGUGAAAUAAAACACAGUACUUAAUGAUUCAAUUAAAAUGUAUGGCAUUUAAAGGUUAAGGAAAUACCUAAAUGUUUAAAAUCAAACCAUUUUUAAAGAUUGAAUGCCAAUGUUUUGAACAUUAAAGUUAAAUACAACUGAACUGUGCUUAGGCAAUGAUUCUUUUGCACACCACUAGAGGGAGUAGCCACAAUUGGGAAUCUCUGUUACAGUAUGCCUAAAAUAUCUCACGGGCCACUUGCAAUAUUUUGUUGUUGUGCAUUUAUGUGUUGUGUGAUUUUGUAUGAGCAAGGUUCCAUUGCUGCGACACCGCGUCGGUAAGACCCGCCACAAUAUUUUCUACUUUUGUUUUUAUGUUGCAGCAUGUUUUAACACUGUCUGAUGAGCUUUUAUUUUGAUUUUGCAGUUUCAAAAAAUAUUAAUCAUCAUCAGAGAGCAUAUAUAGAAGCACUUGUGCAACUUUUUUUUUUGUAAACUUUUCACACAAUCGACUGCAAUUAUUUAUUUUUUACUUCAUGCAACCCGUCUGUGUUUUAAAGCUUCACGAAAGCAAGUAAUACAAAGGUAAUAAAUCCUUUUUUUUCUGUAUGGGUUGUAAUAAAAUGCCGCAGUACUUUGUAUGAGAACAGUGAAUUGUAACUAUUUAUAAAUUAAAUUAUUAUUGUACGUUUUUGCAAUCUGUAGAUAAGUCCUGUAUGUACUGAUAUAUACAGUGUGGAUUAAAAUGUGAGGUGUCUUAAGUUAUUGAUGUAUAUAUUGUAUGUUUGUUGAUACAGCUUCCUUUAUUUUCUAUAAGAUCAAUAAAA